Messenger RNA from Ascochyta rabiei, 1482 nucleotides. RefSeq lists its product as uncharacterized. The coding region runs from base 1 to 1482 and encodes 493 amino acids. The transcript has 2 exons. Lineage: Eukaryota; Fungi; Ascomycota; Dothideomycetes; Pleosporales; Didymellaceae. Gene Ontology annotation, molecular function: metalloexopeptidase activity. Gene Ontology annotation, biological process: proteolysis. The record is from RefSeq and is a predicted model, not a curated record.
AUGAAGUUCAACGCCCUUCUGCUGCUGUCAUGCACAGUUCAGGCACUUGCGGCGACAGUUGAUGACAGGAGGGAGCUGGUUUCGUCGAAGAAACUUCAGGAGAAGAUCACUACCAAGAAGCUCAUGGCAAACCUCGAAGCCCUAGACUCUAUUGCUAAAGCAAACGGUGGCAACCGCGCCUUUGGUCUACCUGGGUACGCCGCCAGCGUGGAUUACAUCCUUUCGAAGACGAAGCCAUUGAAGAACCUUCGUACAUGGGUCCAGGACUUUCCUGCUCUGUUCAGCCGGGUCGAGUCCAUCAAGUUCAGUGUCGAUAAUACGUCUUACCAUGUGAUUGGCUUGACAUACUCGCCAUCAACAACUCCCGAGGGAUUGACCUUGCCCCUCGUCCUCGGCGCUUCUGGCCCCGAGGGCUGCACCAACGAAUCGUACAACGAUCUCGAUGUUGAGGGCAAGAUUGUGCUUGUCCAGCGAGGAACUUGUCCGGAUGGAACUACACUUGCUGGCCGUGUCAAGCCUGCUGUAGCUGCGGGAGCUGCCGCUGUCAUCAUCUACAGUGAUGUCACCACCAACGUGACAGGUGGUACUCUUUCGGCACCGAACCCCGAGGCGUAUCGUUCUGCUGGCUACAUCAACAAGGUCGACGGCGAGGCUCUCGUUACGCGCCUCAAUGCUGGCGACGCAAUCGAAGCAUAUUUUCAGCAGACGCAGACCGUAGAGACCAGGAUAACGCAGAAUGUCAUCACCGAGACCAAGGGCGGCGACCCAAACAACGUAAUCAUGCUUGGUGCUCACCUCGAUAGUGUACAAGCAGGUGCCGGCAUCAACGACGAUGGCUCAGGUACUACUUUGAUUCUGGAAAUCAGCAGAGCUCUUGAACACUUUGGAGUCAAGAAUAAGGUCCGGCUGAAUUUCUGGGGAGCUGAGGAGAACGGUCUCGUAGGAUCAAAGUACUACACGCAGAACCUGAACAGUACAGAGGCGGACAAGAUCCUCGCCUACCUAAAUUUCGACAUGGUGUCUCGGGGUUACUUCGGCGUUUUCGACGGCGAUGGCAGCAGCUUCAACCUCAGCGGUGCUCCGGGUUCCGCGGCGAUCGAGAAACUCUUCGUUGACGAUUUCACCAAGAAAGGCAUCAACGUGACUGCCGCUCGCUUUAGCGGUGGUAGUGACUAUCAGUCGUUCAUGAACAUCGGGAAGCCCGUAGGAGGUCUGCACACCGGAACCGGAGUCGAGCAAGACCCUUGCUACCACCAAGCUUGCGAUACGAUUGACAACCCGAACCCAACGACGCUCACCAUCAAUGCCAAGGCAGCUGCUCACGUUCUAUCGAUUCUUGCCACAAAGGGACACGAGAUUAUCCCCAAGAGCCCUGUCAAUGCUAGCAUGAUCUCAACGAGGGGUCUGACAGGUAUCGAACUUCCUUGGACGGUACCAGAGGAUGGCGAGAGGCACUUGUUGACCUGUGGUCAGGAGGUGUAA